This is a messenger RNA of Osmia bicornis bicornis, 2824 nucleotides long. RefSeq names its product SPARC-related modular calcium-binding protein 2 (gene magu). The coding region runs from base 552 to 2222 and encodes 556 amino acids. Gene Ontology annotation, molecular function: calcium ion binding; heparin binding; protein binding. The transcript is spliced from 10 exons. Gene Ontology annotation, cellular component: basement membrane. Gene Ontology annotation, biological process: extracellular matrix organization. The record is from RefSeq and is a predicted model, not a curated record. Lineage: Eukaryota; Metazoa; Arthropoda; Insecta; Hymenoptera; Megachilidae.
AGUUCAAUAGUGGCUCAAUUUUCAAUUUUUACUCCCAGACACGAUGCAAAAUGAGAUUAAGUUCAUAGUCAAAUUUAAAAGUGACCGAACCACAAGCGAUAAAUUGAUGGAGCACCGUUUUCGUCGGAUUUCAAACCAUCGAAAUUUCCUGAUAGCGAAGAAGAGUAGCGUAGAGUGCAACGGGGAGUCUGCCGCCGAGCCGAGACAGGCUGCUCCAGCAGGCGAGCAAGUGCCAGUUGCUCGGCGGCAGUUGCCACGGUUGGACAUACAUUUGCGUCCUUUAUCGUCGAGGUCUUCGUUUCCACGCAACUACCCUCGUCGUGGUUCGUAAUCGAGAAUCAAGGCUCACGGUGAAACGAGCCGGUACACAAAAAGUGGCAAAACAGAGUUGACGAAUCGGUAAAAAGAAGAAGGAGGAAGCGUGCAGAGAAAAGAUCAUGAAAAGAAGGAUGCCAUGUGCCAGAAAUAGUGAGUGCGUGUGAGUGGCGUGCGUGUACGUGCGUGGCUUCGGUCCUUCGACCCUCGAGGACGUACCACCAGCCGAGGACACGAUGAUGAUGAUCCCGAUGAUACGCACUGCUAUCCUCCUCUACGUCUUCGUCCACCUCGAUGCCACUGCAAACACCAUCACUACGGCCAAGGAGGAGUGCAGGAAAAGGAUAGCCGAAUGCACGAUGAGCGACGGUGCAAGUACACCGGUAUGUGGGAGCGACGGUGUUACGUAUUCGAGUCAGUGUCAGGUCAUUUCGAAGCAGUGUCAAGGCAUGUCUAUUCUUAUCAAACACACUGGCCCUUGUCCAGAGACACCAGCGUGCUUCUCCGCAAGACUGACCGCCAGGCCGGGUGCACGACCAGUCUGUCGUCCGGAUGGCACUUACGCACCGGUCCAGUGUCACGAGGAAACCGGGUACUGUUGGUGCGUGACGCCGCAGGGCAGACCGUUGCCCGACACCUCGGUAAGACACCAAAGACCAAGAUGUUUGAAACCUGGUCCCAGAUCUGCUGCUUCCACCAGGAGCGGCCAAAGAAGGCGCUCGCCGAACUGGAAACAGCGAAGGCAGUACAGCAGCAAGCAUAGGAAUACCUGCGAUCGAGCUGAGAAAUCAAAGUUCAACGGGAACCUGAUCGAGAACUUCAAAAUAGAAUACAGACGGACUAACAUUUCUGCCGAUGGUGACAAAAACGUGGAACGCGUGCUGUCGUGGAAAUUCGUGACGCUCGACAAAAACGGGGAUGGCUAUCUGGAUAGGGCAGAGUACAAAGAGCUUAGGAGACUAGCGAAGAAGGCGGUAAGGCCGAAGAAAUGUGCUCGCACGUUCGCCCGCACGUGCGACCUAAAUCGAGAUUUGAAACUCUCCAGGCAAGAAUGGGGUGCCUGCCUUGCGAACGACUUCACUCUACGUUUGUUCUUGUCGCUGAACCCCGCAGACGAGCGCCCCGAGGUCCCUGAGGCCCAGAGGACCCGGGCCACGGACCAAGUGUUGAAAGGCAAUCCUGCCCCAGUACAUUCGCGACCAACGUUCAACGAUGAUCCAAUGGAUACUAAAGAAGAUAGCGAUGCAAACGAUUGUUUAACGGAUAGAAGAUCCGUACUGGAGGACGAGAGGCAACAUUCCCAGGAGAAAUUUUAUGUACCUGAAUGCACACCUGAUGGCAGAUACCAUCGAGUGCAAUGUUAUUCAGGUUACUGUUGGUGUGUCUAUCAAGACACUGGUAAACCAAUUCCUGGAACGUCCUCGAAAGAUCGUACUCCAAAUUGCAAUCCUGUACCCACUCCUAGCAGGCCCAUGAAAGGUUGUCCAGAACAAAAGAAACAGCUGUUUCUACGAGAUUUAAUGGACCUAAUGCAGAAAAAAAUGAAGGCGUCUGGGACGGAUUCUGACGAGACGACAGCCAAGUGGCAAGCUUCGAAAGAGGAACAAAUAGCGACCUGGCAUUUUGUUAUGCUGGAUAAAAACAAGAAUAAGGUUUUGGAGAGAAAAGAAUGGAAAAGUUUUCGCACAAUGGUAGCAAAUAAUAGGCAGCUUCAAAGAUGUGGCAAAAGAUUGCCUAGAUACUGUGAUAUCAACAAUGACAGAAGGAUAAGUAUGACAGAGUGGCUCAGUUGUCUAAAUGCUCAACGCCCUACAACAUCUGAGAGUACAGAGAAAGCGUCAACCACUAAGCCGAAGAGAAUGGGCCCAAAUCCUUUGGAUCAACUUUUGAAGAACGAUGAUGAUUAAGAAUAUAUGUGAUAUAAAUGCGUGUUCGUCAUUUCAUCGAUACAUUAUUGCAGUGACCAUUCAUUAAACAAGAGAAAAAGGAAUAUUUAAAAAAAAAUGAAACAUGUUGCUGUGUUAAAAGAAAAUUUAUUCAUAUUUUUAUAGCCGGUGAUAAAUACCACUGUCGCGUCAUUUAUUUUUAAUAUAAAUCAUAUUUAUCUGUGCCUUACAAAACUUGAUAGUACGAUAGUUUAUUUUGAUCGUAACAACGAUAUUGUAGCUGUAAGGAAUAAAAGUAACAAAGUAUUACGGGCAUAUACAAUUAUGUACAUAUUGAAGUUUUUUUUUAUUCAGGUGCUACGCACGAGACUGCUUUCUCAUGACGCUAUGAUAAUGCAGACGUGAAAUUGUACGUACAAUUGCUAAAUGAGUUUAUCGAAUUUAUUAAUCAAUCUUAUUUCUGGUUGCGCGAGUACUACAAUUAUUAAAUUUAGAUUUAGUAAAUUUAGGCUUGUACGUGUCUUAAGAUUUCUUUUAUAGUUAUCGAUUGUAUAACACUAUUGAUUCGCAAAUAAUUGUAAAGUUGAAGUUUGUUCAUUGAAAUAAAUUUUGUUUUGACAUAA